Zychaea mexicana is the source of this 2109-nucleotide messenger RNA. RefSeq lists its product as uncharacterized. Lineage: Eukaryota; Fungi; Mucoromycota; Mucoromycetes; Mucorales; Lichtheimiaceae. Bases 93 to 1841 code for a protein of 582 amino acids. Gene Ontology annotation, molecular function: long-chain fatty acid-CoA ligase activity. The transcript has 6 exons. The record is from RefSeq and is a predicted model, not a curated record. Gene Ontology annotation, cellular component: plasma membrane; lipid droplet; endoplasmic reticulum. Gene Ontology annotation, biological process: long-chain fatty acid metabolic process; long-chain fatty-acyl-CoA metabolic process.
GCUUCCCAUAAUCUUAACAAUGACAUUGAUGAUGUGUGUAGAUCCAUUCACAAGAGAAGAAAAACAAUAAGGGAGAGACGAAAAAAUGGAACAUGUAUGAACUCGAAGAUUACCGCUGGAAGACAUAUGGCGAAGCCAAGGAAUCCACCGAUCGGUUGGCGGAAUGGCUCGAUCAACAGGGUCUGAAAGCAGGUGACCGAAUGCUGAUUUAUGCAAAAACCAGACCAGAAUGGAUCCAGAUGGCUCUAGCAUGCUGUUCGGCAGGAAUCGUUAUCAGCACAGCAUACGACAGUAUGCCUCCCGAGGCCGUUGCUCAUAUCAUGCAAGAAACGCAGCCCAAAGCUGUUUUGACAGAGAUAUCACUGAUGGGAACAUUGAACAAGGCUAAAGAAAAGGUCCCGGGAAAGCACGAGCCAUCGUAUUUCAUUUAUGCUGGUGAAGAGUUUGAGGGCGCAGACCAAUUAAAGACCUUCAAGACCCAAAACAAAAACGUUAAAAUUUCUCACUGGAACGAUAUCAUCAACGGAGACGAUAUCAAGCAACAGAAAAAGAAACAUCAGCAAACAAUCCCAAAGCCAGAUGAUAUUGCAAUGAUCAUGUAUACAUCCGGAACUACGGGUGCUCCCAAAGGUAUUGAGCUGACGCAUGGUAACGUUGUAGCUGCCAUGGGAGCAGCUGAGCAUUUGGUGAUGGAUAUUCUUAAUCACGGCCAGCACUGUUACAUUGGGUUCCUUCCUUUAGCACAUGUACUGGAGUUCAUUAUUGAGUUCAUUGCAAUUUCUACGGGUAUUCCUAUUGGUUAUGCCACUCCGCGUACCUUGAUGAGCGAUUCUGUAUGCGGUAAAGACGGCCAAGGCAAGGGUAAAGGCGACCUGGAAACUCUUGCGCCUACCAUUAUGGCCGGUGUACCUGCUAUUUGGGAAAAGAUCCGAAACGGCGUAUUGACCGAGUUGGAGAAGCAGCACUGGACACUUAGAAAAGCAUUUGAAGCAGCAGUCGAGCUGAAAUGGCAAAUGCUCUGUUUCUUUGGUCAAGAAAACAUGUUGACUCGAGCAUUCGACGCCACACUAUUUGCUCCUGUUCGUGCCAAGCUUGGUGGUCGGCUUAUGUAUGGUAUAUCGGGCGGCGCUCCACUUUCACUCAAUACACACAAGUUUGUGGCAAGCACGCUUUGUUUCCUCUUGCAGGGUUAUGGUUUGACAGAAUGCACGGGAUUGGCAGCUAUUACUGUCCCAGCUCUAGGCAUGAUUACCGGCUCUAUUGGUCCUCCAUCUCCCUCGAUCGAAUUCAAGCUUGUUGACGUGCCUGAGACCGACUAUAAGGCCGAACACGGAAUUGGCGAAUUGCUCGUACGUGGACCCUCACUGAUGCAUGGAUAUUUUCAGCGACCAGACCUGAACAAGGAAGCAUUUGACAAAGACGGAUGGUUCAAGACCGGUGACGUUGCACGGCUCCGUGAGGAUGGCUCAUUUGCUAUCACAGACCGAGCAAAGAACCUGGUCAAGUUGGCUCACGGCGAGUACAUUGCCCUCGAGAGUUUGGAAUCGACUUACAGAAACAACAACAGCAUCAAGAACAUUUGUAUCCAGGCUGACAGCGACAAGGACUAUAUCAUUGCAGUCGUCGAGCCAACGGACAAGAAUGCAGACAAGGAGUCGCUUUUGAAGGAGUUGCAGGAUACAGCGCGCAAAGCGGAUUGUAACCGAGCCGAAAUCAUCAAGGAUAUUCUCAUCACCAAAGACGUCGAGUGGAGCGAAAAGUACCUUUCUAACAGUGGAAAGUUGAAGCGAAAGGAUAUCGAAAAGGAUUAUAAGGAUGACAUUGAAGAGAUUUACAAAUAAGAAUGCAUGGCAUAUAUUGCCGCUCCUACUCCUACUCCAUCUCUCAUUUAAAAUUUAUAUACAUUUGGUAUAUUAAACUCACCAUUUCCAUGUCACUGCCAAGGUGUAAGAGCGCUCAUGUACGGUUAGCCAAAACGGCUCUCAUCAUAAACUCGAUGUGUUCCUCAUGUUAUUUGAGACACUUCUUUUACAUUGCCAAAGUAUUAAGAAAUCGAGGGAGAAGAAAAGAAUAUCUUUGCUCUAGACCAUUCGAUGUUUCAAUAGAAAU